Molecule: messenger RNA, 1098 nt
Organism: Diatraea saccharalis (sugarcane borer)
Lineage: Eukaryota; Metazoa; Arthropoda; Insecta; Lepidoptera; Crambidae
Source: the annotation of a GenBank genome assembly
AUGAAAAUACAUAUGAAAAAUAUGCCGGUAGAAUUAAAUAACUUAACAGAAGGCUGGCUUGAAUUAGAAAGCGAUCCAGGUUUAUUCACAUUACUACUAGAGGACUUUGGGGUUAAAGAUGUCCAAGUGGAAGAAAUCUAUGAUUUACAUAAACCAUUGGAAAGCCCUGUUUAUGGUUUUAUUUUCCUAUUUCGAUGGAUAGAAGAACGCAGAUCUCGUAGAAAAUUUGUGGAACAGAUAGAAAGUUAUGUAAGAGAUGAAGAAACAAUAAACAACAUAUUUUUCGCUCAACAAAUGGUACCAAAUAGUUGUGCCACACAUGCUUUAUUAUCUAUCCUACUAAACUGUCCUAACUUGCAUCUGGGUGAAACGUUGUGUAGAUUGAAACAUCAUACUUUAGGAAUGAAUCCUGAAAACAAAGGUUGGGCUAUAGGAAAUACUCCUGAGCUUGCCUGUGCCCACAACUCACAUGCCAUCCCCCAGGCACGUAAGAAAACAGAUAAAACUGCAGGAGUCUCCACUGGUCGCUUCACAGGUGAAGCUUAUCACUUUGUUAGUUUUGUGCCCAUCAAUGGUCAUUUAUUUGAACUAGAUGGUCUGAAACCAUAUCCUACUGACCAUGGUCCUUGGGCAGGCGAUGAGGAUUGGACAGAUAAAUUCAGGAGGGUAAUGGCUGAACGACUUGGCAGAGAUACGGGAGAACAAGUACAUGACAUAAGAUUCAAUUUGAUGGCUGUUGUUCCUGACAGGAGGAUAGCUUUCACUCAGAGGUUGAACGCUCUUGAACUUAAUCAAAAAAGAGUUAAAGAAGCCAUUUCGAAAAUUGGAAAACAUUUAAGGCACUUACUGACAAAAAGUAGGGUCUUCAAUGAACAAGGAGAGAGUUCAGAAGAAAACAAUGAUAUUUUGCUUAAUGACUCCAUACCACAACUCAGCGAGGAAAGCAUCCUCGCUGGGUUAGAAUCUUCAGAAGUGCAAAUGUAUGACAUAGAUUUAACACUGCCAAUAACUAUAGAAAUUGGUGCUUCAGAUAGACCACAACAAGAUAGUAGCCUGAUAUUAGGUUGUAUAAAAUUUUUACAAUAUUUUGUAAGAUAA